AUGCAAAGGAGAAACCACCGCCAGACCUCCGAGCAGCCAGAGCCGCAUUCCCACUCUCACUCUCACUCUCAUUCGGUUUUUUCGCCAAGCCACUCGCAUGGAACUGAUUCAGCAGAGCGGAUCAUGGCCGCUUUUCGUGGUGCUGGCGACAGAGGGAGUCAAAUAACACUUGUUGGCUUGUUUGCCAACAUUGGCGAGUCUUAUUUUCGAGGUCUUACUGCUAUUAAAGGCGCAGCCGGAUACCUCACUCAUUCUGCAGCCUUGAUUGCGGACGCUGGUCAUUCUGCUAGCGAUCUCGUUGGCGAUUUGGUUACACUCGCUUGCUGGCGAAUAAGUCGCAGACCGCCAACAAACGCGUUCCCAUAUGGGUUCGCAAAAUUUGAAACCUUGGGCACCACAACAGUGAGCAUCUUCCUCAUUGCUGGCGCUGCUGGGCUAGGACUGCAUUCAUACCACUUGCUCCUCCACUCCCUCGUCGACACCUCACAAUCUCUGCCCACCGGACCCCUCCAAGAGGCCCUAACAAAUAUAACUUCUAUUGCACCAGCUCUCCAUACCCAUGGCCACGCCCAUUCCCACUCGCAUGGUGUCGAUCCCAAUGCCCUCUGGUUCGCUGCACUCGGGAUCCUCUCCAAGGAAUGGCUGUAUCGCAUAACCAAAUCCGUCGCCCAGCAGGAGAACAGUUCUGUUCUGCUCGCAAACGCCUACCAUCACCGCAGUGACUCGUAUGGUAGUAUGGUCGCCUUUUGUGCCAUUCUGGGGAAUUGGUGGUGGCCUGCUCUUCCACUAGACCCUAUAGGAGGUCUACUUGUUUCGCUCAUCAUCCUCCAAAAUGGUGCCUCCCUUCUGUUUGGUGCCUGGGGAGACAUAACCGAUGCCGGAAUACCGCCUAGCACACGAAAUGCAAUUAACGACGCCUUAACACCACUGCUGGCCUCUUCGCAUUCAUCUGAAAGCUCCCCAUCUCUGCUUGGACUGCGCCAUAUCCGCGGCCGUCGCGCUGGCUCCCUGAUUUUUGUUGACUUGACUGCUGAAGUUCCCAAGUCUCUUAGUGUGGAUGCCGCCAUUGCCCUCGAAGAGCAGAUGACUCAAACCUUGAAAGCUGCGCGAAAGGAAGUCGGCGAGUUGAGGGUCAGGUUCCACGUGGUCGACCAGUGA
This is a messenger RNA of Mycena indigotica, 1158 nucleotides long. RefSeq names its product Cation efflux family. Bases 1 to 1158 code for a protein of 385 amino acids. Gene Ontology annotation, molecular function: monoatomic cation transmembrane transporter activity. NCBI's taxonomy places the organism in Eukaryota, Fungi, Basidiomycota, Agaricomycetes, Agaricales, Mycenaceae. Gene Ontology annotation, biological process: transmembrane transport; monoatomic cation transport. The record is from RefSeq and is a predicted model, not a curated record. Gene Ontology annotation, cellular component: membrane. The transcript is spliced from 4 exons.